AUGGAACACCGCCAGGUGAAGGACCUCGUCAUCGAAGGCAAGAAGUGGGUGCUUUAUGUUCGGCAACAGUCUCUGGCUUCUGCGGUCAGUUCGGAGCCAUUCAUGAAUGCCACUUCAUCCACGUACAUCGAACAAAUGUACUCGGCUUGGAAAGCGGAUCCAAAGUCUGUUCAUGCAUCGUGGGAUGCGUACUUCAGAAACGUCGAAGGCGGCGCUGCUCCU
Ostertagia ostertagi is the source of this 222-nucleotide messenger RNA. The record is from the annotation of a GenBank genome assembly. Lineage: Eukaryota; Metazoa; Nematoda; Chromadorea; Rhabditida; Trichostrongylidae.